Messenger RNA from Babesia bigemina, 363 nucleotides. RefSeq lists its product as hypothetical. The transcript has a single exon. The record is from RefSeq and is a predicted model, not a curated record. Bases 1 to 363 code for a protein of 120 amino acids. Lineage: Eukaryota; Apicomplexa; Aconoidasida; Piroplasmida; Babesiidae.
AUGGAGCCCGGCAAGCCUGCUAGCGGCAAUGCGUCCGCGUCACCCGGCACUUACGUCGACAACGUGAUGUCAGACAUUGAGAACCUGAACCGUUUUGCCGGUGCGUCAUUGGUUAACGACCGCAAGACGAUGAUGGAGUGUUUCAACCGUUUUUCGUGGCGCGAUGCGCGCGUGCUGUCGCACAUGGAACGCUACUGCGCCGCCGACCACGCGGAACGGCAACUGAUCGACGAUGUCUACCGCGUGCUCUGCCCGUCGUUUGAUCGCGUUCAGGGCCCCUCGUUCGCGGCAAUGAGCUUAUGGCUAAAGGCGCGCCUGCAUUUGCAACACCAGACGAGCCCGUUCAGCCCAGUGCGGCAUUAG